AUGACAUAAGAACCUAAUCCAUUUAGUAAUAAUAUACAAAUAUAAUCAAGAACAUGUGACAUUCAUGGAUACUAAUUGUGCAGCCAAAGCAGGAAUGGUCACUGUAGCUGGAGGUGCAAUGGGUUUUUUAAUGGCUUUAUUUAUGAAUGCAGUAGAAAUGAGAGACAUGGAUUAUGGUAGAACCAAAUAAUCAACUCGAUAUGUUUUGAGAGUAAUAUAAUUAUAAAUAUACUAGAGAGAUAUAAAUAAAAUGUUUGGAAUGGCAAAAGGAUUUGCUAUUUUUGGUGCUUUUUAUUCUAUAUUUGAAUGUCAAUUAGAAAAAUUAAGAAUUAGAGAUGAUGCAACAAAUUCAUUUCUUUCUUGCAUG
Messenger RNA from Paramecium primaurelia, 367 nucleotides. Lineage: Eukaryota; Ciliophora; Oligohymenophorea; Peniculida; Parameciidae. The record is from the annotation of a GenBank genome assembly.